Molecule: messenger RNA, 3385 nt
Organism: Paraphaeosphaeria sporulosa
Lineage: Eukaryota; Fungi; Ascomycota; Dothideomycetes; Pleosporales; Didymosphaeriaceae
Exons: 1
Coding region: 81-2912 (943 amino acids)
Source: RefSeq, a predicted model, not a curated record
CGAAAAGCACCUCACAAAUUUUCAAUGCAAUAACCACCCCCGCAUUCGUACGCGAUAUUACUGCGCAGCAUACUUAGCCUAUGGCUUCGAACGACGACCUAGCGUUCAACACGACGCGUUGUAAUCGCCUGCUCCGCCCUUUACAAACCAAGCUUGCGAAGCUUCGCAAAGAGCUCGAACGACCGCGAAGCUCCCAAGAAGAUCGAAGAAGCUCGGCGACUGCAUUUGCGCUGAAGGCCUCGUCGCGGAAAACGAAUGUCACCCAACCCGCACGCAAGCCCCGUGGGCUCGAGAAAAGGAAAGAUCCAGACUGGAUGCCUGACACUGGGCUAGGUGCAAGCAAGAAGACAUAUGGGGGACGGGGAGCAAAGAAGCCCUUGUCGCGAACGAGCUCGAAUAGUGGAGUUGAUGCGCGCCCUGGUGCCAUUGCAUUCACGCCUCUGGUCGCACGCACUGGAGGCCGCUUCCAGGACAGCCCACAACUUCACGACUCGCCUCUACGGAGACGCAACAACUAUAAAGGCCCACUGCUUGCCAAGGCCAAUGUGCAUGAUCUCAAGACACAAAUGCCCGCCGAAAUUGGGAAGUUGGUCAAGGGCCUAUCCGAGUCGUAUGCGAACCUCCUCCAAGCGACGACUACGGGCGACGAAAAGAGGUGGAACGGCACGAGGUCACUAUUUGGCGCCUGCCUGCGUAAACUGCCACAAUACAUCGCCCUGGAAGAGCACUUCGUCGAGCUCGACAAGGAGGAUGAAAGCGGUGACGAGGACACAGACGUUUCUCAUGAAGUCUAUUCCUAUCUCGAGCAGAUGUAUGAGACAAUACCGGGUCAGGGCUGGCGUGGGUUCAAGCAAGUCGUACGAUCACAUGGCACCCAGCUUUUGUGCGACGCUUUGGGAGACCAGAUACUUGGCUCAGAGACUCUGCACCUCCUUGUAGUGCACUGUCUUAAUGCGUCCGCAUGGGAUGAGGCAGAGAAAUUCCUAGUAUCAUUUCUGCCGUGUUUGAAGCCUUUGCCCAUGCCGAACACGCUGUAUGCCAAUCUAUUCGACGAACAGCGUUCGCUCUACAUGUGGAUGGUGAAAGACUUUGUGGCGCGCACUGGCCGGUAUCGCUUCUUGUACGACCACCUGGAGUACAUGAUAUCACAAGAGCUUCUGCCUUUGGAAUGGCUAGCAACUGAGUGCAUGCGAUCAGUUUGGGACCGCUUGGUGCGCAGCCUGUCCGACGGUGAUCAGCGGAGUUAUGCAAGUGCGUUCCGCUUCUUGGAAACCGCCAUUUUUGCUGGUAUAGGGCUGCCAGAUGAGAGCCUAUUCGAAGCAGGUGAAAUCGACACAUUCGUGCGACAGUACAAGCCCUCCUCCAGGCAAGAGUUUCGGGAUGCAUUGGAUACGACUUAUUCCAGUUUGCUUACCGUGUUCUGCAGCAUAGUCCUCAUUAAUCAGUAUCGCGAAGAGCCUGUUGGCCAGGCCACAGUGAAGAGGGUUGUUUGGGCGCUGGACUCAAUCGUCAUCGACUUGCUCAAACGCAAAGACAUCCAGGAUGAUCUAGCGCUUCUCGGUCCGCUUGAAGAUCAUCUGCAACUAUUCGCUCAACGUGCAGUGUGGGCUGUCUUUGCCUCUUUCCUUGUUCAUCUGGAGGGCUGCCAACAAGACUCGAAACUGAUGUCACUCGAUGUUUGCACAGCGGGAAGUGCCAUUGCCUGGAUUAUCUCUCAAUAUUCUUCCAAGCAUAUUGAGUAUUCAGAACUGCUAAGCACUCUGCCCGCAUUCGUGUCAGCUGCGGCGCGCGGCACUGGCAGGAUUUGGAAAGACGAUGGCUUCGAACAGAUUCAGCGACUUGUGCAGGGCAUGCUCUCGGUCUCCGGCCUGCGUCUUCCGCAUAAGCUGUGGACGAUGAAAAGGCUGGCGCUCGAGUCGGUUAUGGAUUUUGCCCAGAACACCAAUGAAGCCCAACACAUGGCAUACGCACGCGAUGUGGAACAGUCAAUGCGUAUGAAGGGCCAUGUAGUCAUUGCUCCGACACCUCAUAAGAACGACUCCCCGUCUGCCGUCGGUGGGUUCAGAUGGGAGGAAGGCAUCGGAGAGUGGGUGACGUGCACGCCGUUCACCAAAGAGAGCAUUAAGCGUGUCUCGCGGAAACCGGUGCCUGCGUUGCAGCUGCUUCCAAGUCCUGACCCAUCCGAUCUCGACGAUACCGACGAUGGCACAGCGGCAGGUCCAGCCUCGACCCCCUCCAACAAGCUAUCCAUGUGGGAAGCUCUGGCCGACGACGAAGAUGCAGAAGAUCACAUUCUGCAAUCGUCUCCAAUAAAGACUACCACUCGACGCUCUACUUUCGUCGGAAAGCGCACUCGUGCGUCGUUGCCCAAGGUGGUCAUUCCUGUCAAACGCACCACAAUGACGCCACCUGAUACUCCUGUCCUCUUCUUCUCGGAAGAAGACUUGGAGGCACUAAACGAUGGACCCCGCAGAUCCAAACGAGCGAAAAGACAAGGCUACCUUUCUGCUUCCACAAAUCGUCCUCAGCGCUUACGCUCCUCGCUCGAUGAAGGUCUCCGGAAUCUCAAGCGGAGGGCCUACGGAGAGUCCAAGAACAUUGACAAAGAUCUGGUUGAAAGCAGCGAGAGCGAGGAGGAAUCCGAUCCGAAUCGUUCAGUCUCAAACUCACGUUCAUCGGGUGUAAGCCGACAGCCUGAACUACGAGCCGUACGCUCGAUGCCCUCGCUAGGCAAGCGGAAGCGGGAAUUUCCAGGCAAGGACAACGAUGGUGUUGAAAAACAACCAAGCAAGAUGCCCACCUUGAACAGGCGGAGAAGCAGGAGACGAACCGUCAAAGGGGUGAAGGAGUGGUGGAAGGUUGACGACGGUGUGGUCAGUACCGAAGGCAGUGAUGACGAGCUGGCCCAUUGAAUACGAUGGACCAUUGCCUCGUUGUUGUUAUUGUUAUUGUUCUUGUCGUUGUUGUUGUCGCUGCCGCUCUGCGUCCAGCUGUGGCGAUACAUCCGGCGUUUCGAUAUUAAUUUCGGGGCUGUAGUUUGCUGCGAAGAUACCCUAUCUGUUGACCGAAUGUAUAUUUUGAUUGUGUUCGCAAACCCAGUCGCCUGAAUCGACUAGGUGACUGCUUCUUCGCAUUUUACCCUGACCUUGAAGAUCGAAGCCCGCUGUCACUUCUGGCGUUGUCUGCUGGACGUAAUGCUGAUCGGGGACACAUACUCCCGAACUCGGUCCUAUACUCCAAACAACGAGUAUGGCCACUGGAAAAUGCUUACACUCCAAGAACGAGGAAUCGAGUCUUCGAGAAUGAAGAGGUGCAGAAGGGAUCGAUUUCAAAACUUCCAUCCAACAAGCUCCACCCACAUAGACCUGACUCAACCACCCCAGCG